CAACCCUUUGACCCUGCAAAUAAAAAAAAAACAUUCCGAAAAGAACCUCAUUCGAAAAUACCUUAAUAAUGAAAAGGAUUAUUGGAAGGAUUUAACAUAUCGCACCAAAUCAGAGAUAACGCAAGAGGAGGCAAAAACUACAAUAGUUUCCAACUUACAAGAUGCCCAGCACAAAAAAAAAUAAUAAAAAUUUAAAUCAGUGAUAAGCCUAGAAAUUAAAGCAACAAAAAAGUUUCUUCAAAGAGAUAUUCUUACGCGCACAGACGGACAUGUGAAUUUAAAAAAAAAAAAACACACAAGCGAAUUCUCUACUUUAGUCGAAUGUGAUCGCAGAAAGAAUCGAAAGCCGAAAAGUUGAUUAAAUUUCAAUUCAUUGCCUUGAGUUGAUUAUUUCGAAAUUGUGCCCAGUCAGUGAUUAUACCUUUUGAUCUCAUUUUAGUUUGCUGGUGUUUCAUUCCGUAUAAAGUCGUUCUUUGGCAACGACGUUAAACGUUUCCCCAUAAAUUGAAUAGAAUUUGAAAAGAAGUGGCCGGUCGAGUGAGUUCUCAAGCGAAAAAUAGAGAAAACCCAACACCCAAAAAAAUUCAAACUAACAAUGUUGCCCUUUCGAUGGGGCCUACUGGGAGUAGUGCUAUUUGUCGCCGCUUGUUCGCAUGCAGCCACAAUUAGUUACCCAAAUGAUGAGAAUGUAGAACUAAUCGAUGACCCGCAGCGGGCGAAGAGAAGCAACAGAGGCUAUAUGAGAGGUCAAACUCAGUCACAGUACUUAAAUUUUGGCAAUCCUGAGCAAGAUGGUAAAGCUGAAGCAGAAGCUAAUGAAAGUGGCUCCCGGUCAACAGUCACCGGUAGUCAUGGCAUGGGCCAAGCGCAAAGUCAAUUUUCGGUGGGUGAUUGUGGCGAAUGUGGCCCAGGCGCUGGCGCUGGCGGUAGCUCCAUGUAUGAAUUUCCAAGUGGCUCUCCCGAUCCCUUAACUUUGGGUGGAGGCGUUGGAGCUGGAACUGGAGCAGGUGCUGGCGCAGGUGCAGGUAUAUAUCCAGGUGGUACACCAUCGUCUUUAAUUGGUAGACCAGGGCCUGGACAAUUUGGAACACAAGGUCAAUUAGGUGCGGGUCACCCAGGAGCGGGUGGCACAGGAUCUAUUGGUCAACCAGGUUCACACUUUGGGCCUGGUGGAGGUCAGCCAGGAGCUGGACAGCAAGUCGGCGUUGCUCCAGGUUCUGGCAUUGGUCAGCAAGGAGCUGGUCUUCCAGGUGCUGGACCACUAGGCUCUGGAACUGGCCACCCAGGCACUAGCCAACCUGGUGCUGGGCAAACUGGAUUUGGAGCUGGUCAACCAGGUGCAGGACAACAAGGUUUUGGUACCGGGCGACCAGGUGCUGGAGCUGGUCAAACAAGUUUCACUGGCGGACAACCAGGAACUGGACCUUCUGGAACUGGUCCCACUGGUUCUAGACAGCCAGGAUUUGGAAUAGGCCAACCAGGCACUAUGCAAACUGGUUCUGGUCUACAGGGAGCUGGACAACCAGGAUUCGGAGCAAGACAACCAGGAUUCGGAGCAGGACAACCAGGAUUCGGAGCAGGACAACCAGGAUUCGGAGCAGGACAACCGGGAGCGCGGCAACAUGGCACUGGUCAGACAGGAGUGGGAGAACCAGGAUUUGGCAGUGCACAACCUGGGGUUGGUCAGCCAGGUGCUAGCCAACCAGGGGCUGGGCAACCAGGAUUUGGAAUAGGACAACCCGGAUCUCGUCAACCAGGUCCUGGUCAAGUAGGCACUGGACAGCCCGGAGGAGGUCAAGCAGGUGCAGGACAUACCGGAGCUGGUCUAACUGGCACUGGCCAAACGGGCUUUGGUGGUGGACAGCAAGGAGUAGGUCAACCUGGAGCUGGUCAUCUAGGUUUUGGUGGUGGUCAGCCAGGUUUUGGGCCAGGGCAGCCAGGUACUGGAGUUCGUCAGCCAGGUGCAGGACAACCAGGUUUUGGUAUUCCACAACAAGGUGGCGGCCAACCGGGAAGUGGUCGGCCUGGUGCAGGUGGUAUUGGUGCUGGUGUCGGUGGAACCGGUGCUGGCGUCGGUGGUACCGGUGCUGGUGCCGCAGGUACUGGACAACAAGGAAUUGGUCAACAAGGAGCUGGUGGUAGACAACAAGGUUUCGUCCCAUCGGGCGCCGGACAAGCUCAACCUGGUACAUCACAGUCAGGAUAUAGUCGUCCAGGUUUUGGUCAACCAGGAGGUCAACAAGGUGCAGUGCAACCGGGAGCUGGUGGUAGUCAACAAGGAGCAGGUUUAGGUCAACCUGGCUUCGGUUCGGGUGCAGGCCAACAAGGAAUGGGAAGACCAGGAUUUGGUCCAGGCUCAGGUCAACAAGGUGCUGGCCAACAACCAGGUUAUGGACAGCCCUCUUACGGAUCGCAGACAGGACCAACAUAUGGUACUGGAGUUGGUGGACAACCUGGAGUUAGUGGACAACCUGGAGUUGGUAGACAACCUGGUAUUGGUGGACAACCGGGUGCUGGUGGACAGCCUAGCUUUGGUGGCCAACAAACAGGAUUUGCCCCACAACAAACGGGAACAGGAACUGGCGGAGGCUUCAUGCCAACGUAUGGUCAACAGGGAAGUGGUAUGCCUCAUCUAGAUGGUGGGCCACAGAAUAUCAUACAACAACGUCCAGGAUCUGGAAAUGUUGGAGGUCAGACAGGAUUUGGAUUGCAGCAAGGAUCAAGCGGACAAGACAUGGGAACACAACCAGGAUAUGGACAUGGUGGUCAACAAGGACCAGGAGCCGGCUUUCAACCUGGCGUUGGAGGACAACAAGGAACAGGCGGAUUCCAUCCUGGAUCCGGUGGUCAACUAGGUCCAGGAGCUGGGUUUCAACCCGGUAUGGGAGGACAACAAGGACCAGGAAGUUUCCAACCUGGAAUGGGUAGACAACCAGGACCUGGGGCUGGAGCUCAACAAGCACCAGGCUCCGGUUUCCAACCAGGAGCCGGUGGUCAACAAGGACCUGGAACUAGUUACCAACCAGGAGCCGGUGGUCAACAAGGACCUGGAACUAGUUACCAACCUGGAGUCGGAGGAGCUGGUUAUCAACCCACAUCUGGCGGACAACAAGGUAUUGGUACAGGAUACCAACCUAGUGUUGGUGGUCAACAAGGCACUGAAACAGGAGGUCAACAAGGCGCAGUAUUCCAACCUGGUGGUCAAACAGGUACUGGCGGAGGAUUCCAACCCGGAGCAGGUUAUCAACCAGGGGUCGACGGUCAACCAGGUUCUGGUUCAGGAUUCCAACCCGGUGCAGGUUUUCAACCCGGUAUCGGCAGUCAACAAGGAACAGGUACUGGUUUCCAACCAGGUACAGGCGGUCAACAAGGUCCCGGUGCAAGUUUUCAACCAGGAAGGGGUAGUUUUCAACCUGGUAUUGGUGGUCAACAAGGGCCAGGAGCUAGUUUCCAACCUGGAAUGGUCGGUCCCCAAGGCACUGGAUCUGGUUACCAACCAGGUAUUGGCGGUCACACUGGAUCAGCGUUCCAAACUGAAGCUGGUGGUCAACAAGGUGCUGGUAGUGUUUUCCAAACCGGAUUGGGAGGGCAAACCGGAACAGGAUCUUUCCAACCUGGCAUUGGUGGUCAACAAAGACCAGGAGGUGGAUUCCAACCUGGAGCUGGUGGUCAAAUUGGUUACCAACCUGGAACAGGUGCUCAAUCUGGUUACCAACCUGGAGCAGGAGGCCAACCUGGUGCUGGAGCAGGAUAUCAACCUGGUGUCGGUGGUCAACAGGUACCCAGUGCUGGUUUUCAACCUGGAACUGGCGGUCAACCUGGGGCCGGUGCUGGGUAUCAACCUGGCAUGGGAGGUCAUCAAGGUCCUGGAUCUGGCUUUCAGCCUGGUAUCGAUAGUCAACAAAGACCUGGAGCUGGAUUCCAACCCGGAGUUAGUGGUCAACAGGCACCUGGGGCCGGCUAUCACCCAGGAGCAGGCGUUCAAACUGGCCCAGGGACAGGAUACCAACCUGGUGCUGGUCAACAAGGAACAGGAGCUGGUUACCAACCUGGAUCUCUUGGUCAACCUGGAGUUGGGACGGGAUACCAACCUGGUGUCGGUGGCCAACAAGGACUCGGUGGCUACCAAUCUGGUGGUGGCUACCAACCUGGAGCUGGCGGAUAUCAACCUGGAGUCGGCGGUCCACAAGAACCCUCAACUGGAUUCCAACCUGGUGCCGGUGGUCAACAAAGACCUGGAUCUGGAUAUGCACCCGGAGCAAGCGGUCAACCAGGAUCAGGAUCGCGAUAUCAACCUGGAGUCGGCAGUCAACAAGGACCCAGCUCUGGAUUCCAACCCGGAGCAAGUGGUCAACCAAGUUCGGGAGUUGGCUAUCAACCUGGAGUCGGUGCUCAACAAAGACCAGCAGCUGGUUUCCAACCUGGUCAACAAGGUGGUGGCGCUGGAUAUCAACCAGGAACAGGUAGUCAACCUGGUAGUACCGCAGGGUAUCAACCUGGUGUCAGUGGUCAGCCAGGUGCUGGAGGUGUAUUCCCAUCCGGUGGCCAACCAGGAGCAGGAGCUGGUUUUCAACCAGGAAUGGCUGGUCAACAUGGUACCGGAUCUGGUUACCAAACUGGCGCUGGAGGUCUACAAGGAGGUGGAGCUGGUUUCCAAACAGGAUUGGGUGUUCAGACUGGACCUGGGACUGGAGGCCAGCAAGGACCUGGAUCGGUAUUUCCUCAAGGGACCGGAACUGGCUACCAACCAGGUGUUGGCGGAGCCGGUUAUCAACCAGGCGCUGGCGGCCAACAAGGAACUGGCGCUGGAUUCCAACCUGGUAUGGGAGGUCAACAAGGAGCUGGUGGGUUCCAACCCGGUUUGCAAGGAGGGGAUUCUGGUUUCCAACCUGGAGUUGGCGGUCAACAAGGUACUGAUGCUGGUUAUCAGCCUGGAUCCUCAGGUGCAGGUCUUGGAGGGGGACAAGGAUUUGGACCGUCAUAUGGUCAAGGACCCCAACAGAUUCUCCAACCGGGAGCAACUUACGGCCCUGGAACCGAUAUAUCGAGUGGUACUGGCGUUAUGGCUUCUGGUUCUGGGGGUACUGAUGAUGCCUUCUCCGAGGCUGAAUCAUCCAUUAGCAAUGGACAAGCUGCGGCAAGUGCUCUGGGAAAGAAGAAUGGCGGUACCGCUAAAACUCAAGUACAAGGUACCUAUAGCUCAAGUGGUUCAUUUAGCGCAAGCGCUAUGACCUCGGAUAGCGACCGAUCUGCAAGCUCACAAGUUACUGGAGGUGCGGAGGGAGCUAUGAGCCAGGCUCAAGGUCAAGGUGGAGCUGCCCAGUCUCAGGCUCAAGUACAGGUCAACGAAAAGUCCGGUGGAACAAAGGCCUCUUCACAAAGCGGAGGUUUGAUCCAUCAAAGUCAAAGUGAGGUUCAAGCAAAUGACAAAGGAGGUUUGGCUGAUGCCCAAUCAAGUGGUCCAGGACAAACAUCUUCACAGGCCCAAAUUGGUUUCCGUCCUGGCCAAGAUGGUGAAGUGGUUCAAUCGACUGGAGGUGGUCAAGCAUCUGCUCAAUCUGGCUCCCAUUCUGGCCAAAGUCAGUCACAAAUUCAAGGAACAUCCAAAUUUGGUGUUUCAUAUCAUGGUGCGGCUCAGUCCGCUUCUGGCACCAAGGAACAAGUGGCUAGCUAUCGCGAGCAAAACCGAGAACUCUUUAACACAAUUAGCCAAUUUGGAACCAAUGAAGCAGUAACUGAUCGCGUUGACACAAUGUACAAUCCACAAACUGCCCUUACAUCUGAAUCCGAUAGCAUGCCCGACUUGCAACUAAAAGCAUCCAAGACACCUAAAGAAGAAGCUUCCAGUUCAAAUAAAUUAGACGAUGACGAUGCCAACUUGGCAGAGGGAGACGAGGACGAAGAGGCUUACGACGAUUACGAUGACGAAGAAUACUACGAUGGUGAAGCUCCAAUAAACAUGGAUGCCAAGUCGAAACAUCCAGCCGUAGAAAAGCCGCAGAUGAAGAAAGCUGAUCCAUCCCCACCUUACACCACUCACACCCAAAACUCACCCACGCAAUCACAACAAGUUGCCGUACCAAAUCCUUCAAGAAAGUACAACGUUGUUCAAAACCAAAAUGGCCGAGUGCAGUCAUAUUCAUCUCGCUCAACAACCGAAACCGUGCCCAGCGGCUUUCGUGGCUCAGUCAAUGUUGAGAAGAAAUUCCACACCAAAGCCUUGGAACCCCACAAGACGGACAACAAAGUUAACGCCACAUCUGAAGAAAAGAGUACCCAGUCAAAGACACCCAUCAAACCUGACAGCUAUGUGACAGUGACCAAAUCCGUAACGGGUAGUCUCGACAACUCCAAGAGCCCUCCAGAGGACAACAAAAAUUUCCAGUCCACCUACUACACAAAGUCCUCAACCUGCGGCUACUUCACCUUCUCCUGCAACAUUGUCUACGGUGUAAAUGGGCGCAGCAAGAUUUGCCGUCCCAAAGCUCCCGCUAAUGGCAAAUGCUAGACUUCAUUAUUUCAAUAGUUCGUACAUCCUCACAGCUUCCACCAUUCUACUUCUACUUUAGAUCCUAGCAAAACAGUCUGUGUCUUAGUCCCUCUUCUUUUUUAAUCCCCUUCAAAUCACCAGACUUCCCUCCUGCCCAUGACUCUACCAUUAAGCUUAACUAUGAACAGAUUAAUCUUUAAGUCAACGUUUCAUUUUGCCCUUUGUAAACACUAUAACCUACUAUCACUGCCCAAAUUGUUGAUCGACUUAUUAAUGUUUUAUACCGAAAAUGUUCUAAUUACUGCCUAAUUUAUAAAGAAACUCUUGAAUCAGCAGUUACUAUCGAUGAUGCAACGUUUUUUCUAUUAUUUAAUAAACUUUUAGAAAUAUUUACAGUU
Molecule: messenger RNA, 6888 nt
Organism: Stomoxys calcitrans (stable fly)
Lineage: Eukaryota; Metazoa; Arthropoda; Insecta; Diptera; Muscidae
Gene: prc
Product: fibroin heavy chain
Exons: 13
Coding region: 596-6508 (1970 amino acids)
Source: RefSeq, a predicted model, not a curated record